AUGUCGAGUGCUACAGCCAUGAGACUUCGCCCCAGAAGUGGUGCUCCGCCAGAGCUCCCAGCUACAGCGACAAGAGCCACGAGAACAGCGAGCGUAGCAGCAAAGAACAAAACAGCCGAGAAAGCCUCAGCGGCGAAAGAGCUGCAACCUAUCGAGUUGGACCAAAGCACCGAUAUUGCUCAGACAUUGAUUCACAGCUCCAUCAGCAAUGUGUUGUUCUGCAGAGAGAUCUUCGCAGAAAGUUGCUAUGAGCAUCAGCAAUACAAUCGCGACGACCCGCAGUGGACUUAUGACGACUACAUAGCUGGCCACGAUCCCACCAAUUCGAGUGGACUACAGAGGGGGGCAGUUAUGUGUAUCUUGAAGCGCGGCCGUAACAAGACGGUGAACAAACUCAUGGACUGGCUAGUAUGGACACCAUCAGUUGCCACUUCAGUCGCUGAUAUUGUUAUUUCCCUCGGCGGAAGAGCGGAAAAGGGCGCCUUUGAUGCUCUUAAACACAGAUACCUUCGUGCGGUGCAAAUACAGAUCUACGAGGACCCAGACAAAGCCUACGAAGUCAUCGAGACAUACACAUUCACCGUCAAGUACGUUGAUUUGCCAGAGUACGGCGGGAAAGCAGUUGCCGGACUGCAGUUCGAAAGCCCAGGUGGUCAAGUAGAGGAACCGCUGGAACAGACGGGCAGCUUGGCCAGCCAAAUCUUGACAACAAGAAGAGCAAAACACAAUCUUGAGAAAUUUAUUCGACUGUUGUCACGUUUCUGUGGAACUUUGCCGCACUUACCAGAACAACGCAGAUUGCGUAUGUACUUGUUUUACACCGAUGACACUCCUGACGAUUAUCAUCCUCCUGGUUUCGUCAAAGGCCAAGGUCCUAACAUAUGGUUUCCGGAGGGUGAUGGGUGGGAGAGACACACCCAUAAACUCCACGAGGCUGACCUCGGACACCACAAUAUCAACCUCACGAUUUCUUAUAUUGAUCGACGUGAAGGCGUCAGAGAGGAGAUUCCGAGCGACCUUCCAUAUGUUCGCGGGACCACAAGAGGUGGAGAAAUCGAUGAAGACAUGGUUGACUCGAGUUCUACCACGAAACAACUAUCGCAAGAUCCAAAAAUCACGGUUCCGGAGCAAGCUAGCAAAACUGUUGUGCCUUCUACGCCCCCAGUGUCAACCCAAGUCUACAACCAGGAAAUGGAUGUUGAUCUAGACGAGAUAUCUGAUAGUUUUGAUGCAGCCCAGGCUCGUUCAAGGGACCUUCCCCACGACCGGGACCCCGAGGAUAUUGAUGGAAGGCAGAUCGCAAUCAACAAUUCUAAUCGUGGAGCGGAUAACGAAGAAAGUCAACAAAGUUUGAUUAUUCUUCGCAGCAUGCCACAAAACUCUCCUCCAUCUCAAGAGCUUGUUGAAACACAGCCUGAAGAUUCCGCGGUCUUUGAUCGGGAUUCGCCAGCCCCAGAUGGCAGAAACCAGCUUUCGCAAAUGAAGGUCGAAGAGCUCAACCGCAAAAAGCGUUCGGACUUCCAAACAUCAGUCACACGUCAUCACUUUAGCUCUCAAAGUCAAGAUGAUAUUAUCAGCUGUCAAUGUGGAUGCAACAUCCAUUGCGGAUAUUGCAACACCUGGCAACAUCUCCAUUGCUACGGCUACCUUUCAUCUGGCAACGUUGCCGAGCCUUACGCUUGCUACAGGUGUAUUCUGGAAGAAAAGGAGCCUGAAAAGAUUCCGAAACUCCAGAGACUGGCGAUGUUGCGCAGAGGAAUCCACGUGUUGCAGAUGAAUGGAUAUAGGAAAGAUGAAGAGUUUCGAAAAGAACUAGGGUGUGAUAUUCAGACUGCUUCUGGACUUGUCAAAUGCCUGAAGGCGGAAGGGUUUCUGCUCGCGCUCCCUGGCUACAAACGCAAAGGCUUCAGUCAGAACUUUCCGGGGAAACGACCAUUUCAGAUCGUUGAUCAGAAGAGCAAGGUUUCAGAAAUGAGAGCCAAGUACUUCGAUCCGUUGCUUCAUAUUCGUCAUCACUACAGGAAAGCUCACAGUUUACUGCAGUUUGUUCUGCCCAAGCAUUCUAUUCCUUCAGUCCCAGAGGACACUAGUAUACAACUUCCACCACCUCCUCACACGCAAGCGUCUCACGUUCAACCAGAAUCCAGAAGAUACACGCGGCUCAGUCUUCCACACAGACCUAAUACAGAUUACGGAAUCGACAUGUUUUCGCCCACCCCUGGGCAAGGUAGCAUGCAGCGGGCACGGACAAUGACCACGACUGAUUACACGCCACAGUCAGAGGAGGGUGUGAGCUUAGCAACGCCGAGCCGAAAGCGUCGAAAUUGGCCGGAGCUUGUGGGUACAAGGGUUACUCCACCGCGUGCAGCGAAGAAGCGAAAGCUAUUCGACAUGAGCGAGGUCUCUCUUGACGGAACGUUCCCUGAAUCCAUCUCCUAG
Molecule: messenger RNA, 2439 nt
Organism: Aplosporella prunicola CBS 121167
Lineage: Eukaryota; Fungi; Ascomycota; Dothideomycetes; Botryosphaeriales; Aplosporellaceae
Exons: 10
Coding region: 1-2439 (812 amino acids)
Biological process (GO): synaptonemal complex assembly; meiotic recombination checkpoint signaling
Cellular component (GO): nucleus
Source: RefSeq, a predicted model, not a curated record